Molecule: messenger RNA, 2272 nt
Organism: Hemibagrus wyckioides
Lineage: Eukaryota; Metazoa; Chordata; Actinopteri; Siluriformes; Bagridae
Product: MAP7 domain-containing protein 1
Exons: 3
Molecular function (GO): DNA binding
Source: RefSeq, a predicted model, not a curated record
GUGAUUUCCGACACACACUCUAAUUUCAUAUUUCCCCGCGGCCAUCUUUGCGUAACAGAUCAAAAAAAAAACAAAAAAAAAAACGUGCGGCGCUGCAGAGAGACCGCCGGCCCUGUAGGGGGCAGUGCAGAGAGCGUGGCGGUCAGGGCGCUCCAGAACAAAACCAACUCUCAAAUGGCGGCACGAAAACGAAGCAUAGUGUGGUCAUUUUUCCAAGCCGAGGACGAGAAAAGAGUAUUAUGUCUCCUUUGUAUGAAAACGGUUUUAUAUUUCGGUCACACGACCAACAUGCUUCGCCAUCUACGAGCGAAACAUCCGAAUGAUUUCUCCGCCUUGGACAAGAGAAAAUCCACAGCGGGAAAAAGCGCAUCCAACCAUAAUAACGGCUGUGUAGAAGUGACCGUCAUGAUGGACGAGCAGCAAGUAGAAGUCCCGGCCGAGGUGGGAGACGCAGAGAUGGACGGGGCAAUCCGAGGAAUCCUGUGCGCCGCCGCGGGAGAAGCGGCGACGGAAGGAGAGACGUCCGGGUGCGAGGGUGAGGGCAGGGGGGCUCAAGAGGGCAGCCCUGCACCCGCCCAAACCCCGACCUCGCGCAAAUGGAGCGCAGUGUGGGUUCACUACCGCAAAGUGGACCAGGAGAAGAAGGCUCUGUGUUUGUUGUGCAUGGAGAAGAUCCAGCACCAGAGCAGCACCAGCAACCUCAUCAGACACCUGCAGAACAAGCACCCUGCCGAGUAUGCUCAGCUGGAGGAGCAUUCACAGAAACGACCCCCAAAACGCAAAAGCGAGGAUCCCGAUUACGUCCCUGCGACCUCGCCCAAAUCCCGUGCCAUGCCAGCCGGCCGCCUCGUCCCGUCUCCGCUCGGCAGCGGUCUCACGGUGGUGGACUGGAGUGAUGGACGGAGGAUCCUGGAGCGCGAGCGGGAGCUGACCGAGGCGCUGCGGCGUGUGCAGCAGGAAGAGGGACGGAGUCUGCAGCAGCAGAGGGAUUUAAUGCAGCAGAUCAGAGAGCUGGAUGCGGAGCGGCGGGUGCUCCAGAACCAGAAACGCGAGCAGGAGGACGAACAUCACAGACUGAAGAGGGAAAAGGAGGAGCUGGAAACCAUCAGGAUGGAGCUCCAGAAAGAAAAGGAAGAACUCCAUAAGGAGAGGGAGGAGCUGUUUAAGGCCAAGGAGGAGUUUCGGAAAGAGAGGGAGGAGCUGGAGAGGCAAAGACAGGAAAUGCAUAGAGAGGGACACAUACAGGGCCAAGUGUCCGAGUUUUACAACUGUUGAUUCGUCUUAAUGCUUCACUGUUCUAGCAAGUUCUUUCCGGUUCUUUGUAAUUUUUAAAAUGUUUAGUGAACGUAGCUGACAGGUUUCUUCAUUACUUUGCCUUUUCUCCUCUCUGGACGUAUUCCAUGUUGAGACAGGAUGAUGAUGAUGAGGGAGGACAUUUUCCUGUAAACGAUGCUUUUCACUGUGUAAUUUUUAACAUUGUAAGUUCUGCAGAACUCAAUACAACACUCUCACACACUCCUGUCACCGAGCCGUCCUUUUCUAAUCGCCUCAGUGUGUCCAGCGUGUUACCGGCUGAACCCGGACGGCAGCCUGUCCGUCGUGCUCUACAAAGUAUUGGCAUCCCUACCCUAUCCAUCGGUGGACCAGAAGAUAUGAGACAGCAGCAGUGUUACUGUGGAGAGUUUUCUUGUUUUGUUUUGUACUGAACCGUUUGUUUGGUAAUGUUAUGAGCUUCCAUGACCGUUCCAUGACCCCACCUUUCAGAAAAACAGCAUAUUUGAGAUGUAGUCAGCUAAACCUGAGAUUAGAUAUCCCUAGAAAGAUCGUAAUUAGUGACUUGUAUUUCCUGAAUAUUGUUACACCUGGAUUUAUUAUUAUUAUUAUUUUUUUUUUUUUUUAUCCACUUAGGGGUUUUUUUGUCCCACAGACUAGCCAGGGUUUUUUUUUUUUAUAUCCAUCUUUGGUUCAUUUUAUAAAUGAAAUAUAUAUCAAGGUUUUUAUAAGUUGACUGACGGACAUACUAAAUCACUCUGAUGUAGGACAAAUGUUUCUUGUUCAUAAUGUGCAUCAUGCAUAAAAUAUCCAACUGUUCAAGCGUACAGUUGUAUUUUUCAAAGGCAGAAGAAAUGAAUUAUAAUUAUUAUAAUGGGGGGGAAAAAAAUCAGCUUGGCCCUGGUACCAUGAAACUUUAAGUCCUGUUCCUACAAAGCUGAACUCCGUGCAUGUCGAGUUUCAUCUUCAUUCCUGAUUAAAUAAAAACAUUUCAGAAACA